Messenger RNA from Lucilia cuprina (Australian sheep blowfly), 669 nucleotides. RefSeq names its product DNA polymerase epsilon subunit 3 (gene Chrac-14). Gene Ontology annotation, molecular function: protein heterodimerization activity; chromatin DNA binding. Gene Ontology annotation, biological process: heterochromatin formation; leading strand elongation; DNA damage response. The transcript has a single exon. Bases 165 to 533 code for a protein of 122 amino acids. Gene Ontology annotation, cellular component: epsilon DNA polymerase complex; CHRAC. NCBI's taxonomy places the organism in Eukaryota, Metazoa, Arthropoda, Insecta, Diptera, Calliphoridae. The record is from RefSeq and is a predicted model, not a curated record.
CAUUCGAAUGCAUGUUUAUGCGCCAAAAAAAAACAUUCCUACUAUUUUUGCAAAACAUUUGCAAACAAUUUAAAUAAACAUCUGCCUGUGAAAUAAAAAAAGUUCAGUUGUUUACCUAAAACCUUAUUCUUAUCAAAUUAAAAACUUAAUUCAAAGUCAUCAUUAUGGUUGAACGUAUUGAAGAUUUAAAUUUACCUAACGCUGUCAUUACCCGUCUCAUCAAAGAAGGUUUGCCUGAUAGUGCCAAUGUUUCCAAAGAAGCUAGAGCAGCCAUUGCCCGGGCGGCGUCUGUUUUUGUUAUAUUCCUUACCUCUACUUCAACCGCAUUGGCCCGUAAACAAAAUCAUAAAACAAUUACGGCUACAAAUAUUUUGGAUGCUCUAAAGCAGCUGGAAUUUGAGAGUUUUGUUGAGCCGCUAACGAAGGAUUUGGAAGCCUAUCGCAAGGUGGUGAAAGAUAAAAAAGAUAAAGGUAAGAAGGAUACAAGUGCUACUGAAAAUGGUGAAAAAGAAGCGGAGCCAGAAGCUACGUAAUGAAAGAAUUUAUGGGAGACAAGCUGCUGGUGUAUACAUGAGUAGAACGAGGAACAGAAUUUGUUUAUAUUAAGUUAUAUUGUGUUUAUUUUAUUAAUACAAAUGUUUUGAAUAAACUGUAAUUUUUAUAAAAUUA